UAUUGGAAAUGAAUGAUCUGGCCCCUCUCACUCUUUUCAACCUUCUGCGGUCACAGUCACAGCCCUUGCCCCUUGCUCCACUCUGAAAAUGCAGAGUAAAAUUUUCACACAUUCACUGUUCACACCCUGGAGAGUGAAAAAGGCAGGCUGUAGCAGCUCCUGUUUCCCUGUGGGACACAUCUGUUCUGUUGAGUAUGGACAACUUUUUUUGCUAUCAUCUCCGCCUGGCUAGGGCCAUCGGUCGCCAUGUCGGUGCCGGCGCCGCUGCAGCUGACACUGGCCCUCAUCAAACCGGACAUCAGCGCGGCGCCGACGCUCGUGCGUGCCGUAUUCGCCCGCCUCUCCGCGGCAGAGUUCCGCGUGGUGCGCAGCCGCCGACUGACUCUCAGCCGCCCCUCUGCCGAAGCGCUGUACGCCGAGCAUGCCGGACGCUUCUUCCACAAUCGGCUGGUGACGUUCGUGUCUAGUGGCCCGCUGUGGGCGCUCGUGCUCGCCCGGCCGGAUGCCAUCGCUGCCUGGAGGGGCCUCAUGGGACCCACCAAGGUGUAUCGGGCUGUGUACUCGCAUCCAGAGAGUCUUCGGGCAGUGUACGGGCUUACGGAUACCAGGAACGGUCUGCACGGGUCCGACUCCCCCCAGUCGGCGGCGAGGGAGAUUGAGUUCUUCUUCCCCGAGUUUGACGCAGAGGGGUGGCUGGAGCGAGAGCGGGCGGCAGUAGAGCAGCGGGAAGUUGUGGAACAAGCGGCCAGUGACGUCACUGGUCAGGUGAUGACGUCAAGGACAGAGUGAGAACAUAAUUGGUAGUGUUGUGGAGACUGAACGCUGGACAGUGGACAAUGAACACUACUGGACAGGUUUGCGAGACACAGCAAUUUACUCUGGUGCUAGUUAACUAGUGAAGUGCGGUGCCUGAAAUGACAGUCUGCUCGCAGUUGUGAUUCGGUUUGUAAAUUGUGAGUGGUCUUAGUGUGAUUUUAGAUGUGCCCCUAGUCCAUUACUGGUGUUUGUUGUUUUGUUUGGACGCUGCUGCGCUGUUCUUUACCACGGCUCUCGUUGCAGCUUGUCUUACAUUGUGAUGUAAAUAUAACACUCAGCCUUGCA
Amphibalanus amphitrite is the source of this 1101-nucleotide messenger RNA. Its product is annotated as nucleoside diphosphate kinase 6-like. Gene Ontology annotation, biological process: GTP biosynthetic process; CTP biosynthetic process; UTP biosynthetic process. The transcript has 2 exons. Bases 247 to 789 code for a protein of 180 amino acids. NCBI's taxonomy places the organism in Eukaryota, Metazoa, Arthropoda, Thecostraca, Balanomorpha, Balanidae. The record is from RefSeq and is a predicted model, not a curated record. Gene Ontology annotation, molecular function: nucleoside diphosphate kinase activity.